CCCCACUAUUCUGUGGAAGAAGCUCCUCUGGCAGGCUCAGCCCUGUGCCGAAUCCAAAGUAACGCAAUUUUUACUUCAUGCGACGUUUGAAGCGGGAUACUGAGCUCUGCUCCUGGCAAUCCGAGAAGAGCAUGUCCUGUCUGGCCAUACUCUGGUUUGCUGUAGCACGUGCAAGACAGAAAGGGAGGCUUCCAGGAGGACUGGAAGCCUGACUUUGCUUCAACUUUGUGAUGUCUUCCCCUGAAAUUGCUUCCCUUUCUUGGGGUCAGAUGAAGGUGAAAGGCUGCUCUACAACGUAUAAGGACUGCAAAGUAUGGCCGGGAGGAAGCCGAACCUGGGAUUGGCGAGAAACUGGGACCAAUCAUUCUCCAGGAGUGCAACCAGCUGACCUUGAAGAAGUCGUCAGGAAGGGUGUUAAAACUGUGGUGAUUGGUCGUGGCAUGAGUGAGGCUUUGCAGGUUCCACCAUCUACUGUGGACUACCUGAAGAAAAACGGGAUUGAUGUGUUGGUCUUGCAAACAGAGAAGGCUGUGGAGGAGUACAAUGCCCUGGCUGCUCAGGGUGUCAAAGUGGGGGGAGUCUUCCAUUCAACCUGCUGAAGCGUUACAGCUCAUUCCGCCUUCCUUGACCGCAGCCAAAUCACGGACACGCCUCUCCGCUGAAUCAAAUUACAGUCAACAGAGUGUGGACUUACGUGCCAAGGCAUUUGUGCACUGACCAUCUAAAAUGCAAGGGCAGUUUAUUAGUUCAGGAUUUAAACAAAUGGAGUGCUCACAAAAAGGAGCCUGUUAAUGAAAUCAGUUAAUUACAGAACCAUUGCCAUACAUCCUUGAGAUUGACCUAAUCUUCCUCUGAAGACUGUCCGUAUUCUGGUUACUGAACUUUUCAGCUGUUGGCUAAAUUAAGAUACUAGGUUUUGAAUACUUUUAUUGGGAAAUGUCCCAAAAUUCCAUUAUUGGCUAUUGGAAUGCAGCCGUAAGAUAGCUGACGAGUACAAUCAAGUGGUAGACACGAAGCGGCGGUAAAGAAGCGCUUUACCACCACUGUAUAAAUAAGUUAAAAAGGAAAUAAAUUAAAAAGCGAACCCAGAACAUACAACUUUGCCUCCUGCUGCCGACUUCAGUCAGGAUAUUGGCUGUGCAGAUCUCUUUGUGAUGAUUCAGGAACAUCAGAUAAUUUAGCACUUUUAAAUUUUACAUUGAACCUGGAAAAAGGAAAAAAAAAAUGUCUACAGGGAUUUUCCAUAACAUCUGGGCCUUAAAGAAUUUUCCUAUUAAUUGUGAAUUGUGAGGAUUGAGUUGUGGAAUACAGAUCUAUUCAAAAGUCCCUACGCGCUUAAAAUCGUCAGAAAGAUUUGUCACAAAACUAGAGUUUGCGACAUAAAAUGUCGAUCUUUAGGAAAUCAGUCUAAAUUGCUGCUAGCAAGGUGCUGCUCGCAAGCUGGGGAUGGAUGUGAGAAUUCUUACUGGUCGUCGUCAUCUGAUGGUUCAAACGGUGUGCCAACAAGCACGUUAUUACACUGAAAAUUUAAAAAGUUCUCUUAAUUGCUUCUAUUAAUGUUACAAGUUACCUGCUGUAGAUCUUUUUUCCCCACCAGGCUCACUAAUUCUUGAUCUGUGCAUA
Molecule: messenger RNA, 1623 nt
Organism: Aptenodytes forsteri (emperor penguin)
Lineage: Eukaryota; Metazoa; Chordata; Aves; Sphenisciformes; Spheniscidae
Gene: AAMDC
Product: adipogenesis associated Mth938 domain containing
Exons: 4
Coding region: 231-599 (122 amino acids)
Biological process (GO): positive regulation of fat cell differentiation
Cellular component (GO): cytoplasm
Source: RefSeq, a predicted model, not a curated record